ACUCUGGCAACAAGCCCCAAACCAAAUCCCUGGACUUGUGUCUGCCUUUCAGGAAGUCUUCCCUUUCUUACUUUCUCUAAAGAGGCUGAGUUGAGCGGUUGCUGGGUUUUAUAACAAUAUACAGCUGGUUCCUGUUUCAGAAGGACAAGCCUGAACUCACUGUCCUGCCUCAGGGCCUGGGCUCCAUACCUGCGAUGUAGACAGUCUUCUACUUUUUAACAAGCUGGACUUGAAGUUGGAGUAAAUCGCCUGGUUGAGUGACAGGUGUUUCCCAGGUAAGCCCUCGGGGAGAUUCUCCAGUUGGGCAGGACACCUGUCCCCAGAGGCCUGGCAGGCUGGCCUGCUUUGGCAGAGUGCAAAGUGAGGGGCAGCUGGCUUUCCUCUCUUUGGGUCGACAGCCCAUCUCAGGGACCGGCCGCUCCCUGUUCUUUCUUCUUUCUCGUUUUAAGCCUCGCGCUGCUCCCCCUCGUCGCUCUGGUCUAGCUCGGUCUCCGCUCGGCCUCAGUCUGGGCUCCGGGCCUCCCCCUCCCCUCCCCCGCGCCGUCAUUCACUCGGCUCCUCUCCGCGCACAGCCAAUGGAGAGACCGGGCCGAAACGGCGAGGCUCGCUCGCACAGGGCUUUUUCGCUCGGUGAUUGAUGUCCCAGAGUCAACAGCGAGCGAGCAAUCAGAGAGGGGAAGGAGAAGCCGGAGCGGAGAAGAAUACGGCGCCCCCUCUGCCUCGCCUCCCCGACCGUAGCCCUCUGCGCACUUCGCCUCUCAGACUCGGUGCUGCCCGGAGCCGCCGACCACCGCCGCCUCCAAGCUCGGCUCGCUCCCCCGGAGCCCAGCGCCGCAAGCGCCGCCCCGGCCCGCCGGGAGGGGACGGGGGCGGAGGGGCGGCAUGGAGCACCUGGGCCCGCACCACCUCCACCCGGGCCACGCGGAGCCCAUCAGCUUCGGCAUCGACCAGAUCCUCAACAGUCCGGACCAGGGCGGCUGCAUGGGGCCCGCAUCUCGCCUCCAGGACGGAGAAUACGGCCUCGGCUGUUUGGUCGGAGGCGCCUACACUUACGGCGGCGGGGGCUCUGCGGCCGGGCCGGGGGCCGGGGGAGCGGGGCCCUACGGCGCGGGCGGCCCCCCCGGCGGCCCCCCGGGCGGCCGCGCAAACGGACUGGGCACGCUACCCGGCACAUACAGAGUGAACAUGGCCUUGGCCGGCGGCCCCGGGCCCGGAGGCGGCGGCGGCGGCGGCGGCGGCGGCGGCGGAGGCGCGCUGAGCGCCCCGGGGGUGAUCCGGGUGCCGGCGCACAGGCCCCUGGCUGGAGCCGUGGCCCACCCCCAGCCGCUGGCCGCCGGGCUGCCCACCGUGCCCACCGUGCCCGCCGUGCCGGGCGUCAACAACCUCACCGGCCUCACCUUCCCCUGGAUGGAGAGCAACCGCAGGUACACAAAGGACAGGUUCACAGGUCACCCCUAUCAGAACCGGACGCCCCCCAAGAAGAAGAAGCCUCGCACGUCCUUCACGCGCCUGCAGAUCUGCGAGCUGGAGAAGCGUUUCCACCGCCAGAAGUACUUGGCCUCGGCCGAGCGCGCCGCCCUGGCCAAGGCGCUCAAAAUGACCGACGCACAAGUCAAAACCUGGUUCCAGAACCGGCGGACGAAGUGGAGGAGACAGACCGCGGAGGAACGCGAGGCCGAGAGGCAGCAGGCAAACCGCAUCCUCCUGCAGCUGCAGCAGGAGGCCUUCCAGAAGAGCCUGGCGCAGCCGCUGCCCGCCGACCCCCUGUGUGUGCACAACUCCUCGCUCUUCGCCCUACAGAACCUGCAGCCCUGGUCUGACGACUCCACCAAGAUCACCAGCGUCACGUCGGUGGCCUCGGCCUGCGAAUGAGCCCGCUGUUCCACCCGGACCGGCCAAGUAAGGCCGCCUACGCCCCAGCCAAGACUCCCCUCCCUCUCCUCCUCCGACUGCGACUGCAAGCAGGGGGAAGGCAGAGCCCGGCACAGGCCCGCCCGCGCUCUGCCUGACUUGCCUCGGUGGAAGAGAAGAGAAGAGCACUGUACACAGGGCACACAUGGGCACCCGCCUCCUCCCGAGCCUGCACCCCAUGCCUGCCAGGACCGUUCGGAACCUCUCAGUUUUCCUCUAUUUCAUUUUAUUCGGAUUUCCGCAAGGGACGGAGAGGUCAGGGAGGUAGUGGUGGAAGUGCCUCUGGGACCCCCGAGGCUGCCGCCUGAACUUGCUCUGAGGAGCCCUCUGUCUCCCUCCUUGUGCACAGCAGAGGCCCGCACUGCGGUGUCACUGUCCCAGAGCCACACUGGCAGAGUGUCCUGCACACACAGGGUCGUAGCUUACACACUGCUGAGCCCACGACUGGGAACAGGCCGAGGGUGACCCGCACCCACUCUGCAGCAUGGUCCCCUCCCGCACAAGGCCACCCUAACCACCGACACCCAGAGGCCUCACCCGGCCCCUGGGCCCCACGCAUCCCAGCUGAACCCAGGUAUGCAGACAGGCUGCCACAGACUCAGCCCAUCCUCAGAUCCCAUUUGUAAAGGGGAGGUUUAAAUUAUGCACUUAUAAGGUGUUUUCUGUGUACCAUUUUAUAAAGUGCUUGUGUAAUUUAUGUGGAAAAAAUAAUAAAACCCUCCGGAUCCGGAGUCAGGGCUGCCUGCUCCUUGCUGAGCCUAACAUCUUGCAGCUACUUGGGUUUGGUGGAACUGGGGCUUGGGGGGCAGUGCUGGUGCCUCAGCUUGAGAGAUACUGGGUGGGCAGUGCCCUCGGGCUCUGGAGAGGGCUAGGCUCUCCUGGAACUG
Messenger RNA from Heterocephalus glaber (naked mole-rat), 2798 nucleotides. It is a transcript of the gene Tlx1, whose product is annotated as T cell leukemia homeobox 1. Lineage: Eukaryota; Metazoa; Chordata; Mammalia; Rodentia; Bathyergidae. Gene Ontology annotation, cellular component: nucleus. The record is from RefSeq and is a predicted model, not a curated record. Gene Ontology annotation, biological process: animal organ development; regulation of transcription by RNA polymerase II. Gene Ontology annotation, molecular function: DNA-binding transcription factor activity, RNA polymerase II-specific; RNA polymerase II cis-regulatory region sequence-specific DNA binding.